This is a messenger RNA of Struthio camelus australis, 333 nucleotides long. The record is from RefSeq and is a predicted model, not a curated record. NCBI's taxonomy places the organism in Eukaryota, Metazoa, Chordata, Aves, Struthioniformes, Struthionidae.
AUGGUUAAGUGGCAGGUCCGGCUGGUGAUCGCAGAGAAGGGGCUGCCCUGUGAGGAGCGGGAUGUCAGCAUGCCCCUGAUGGAGCACAAGGAGCCCUGGUUCAUGCGGCUCAACCUUGGCGAGGAGGUGCCCGUGAUCAUCCACAGGGACAACAUCAUCAGCGACUACAACCAGAUCAUCGACUACAUGGAGAAGAACUUCACAGGAGCAAUGCGGAGUGGAGGGAGAUACCAGCACCAGGAGAUGGAAGCAGCUGUGAAGACAAGCCCUAGUGCCCCUAGUCACAACCAGUUGCUAUCCAAAACCUUCUUCAAAAAUGCCACUAUUUCUUGA